UCUGGCAUAAUCCCCUCCUCUUUGCAAAGUCUGCAGAAUUUGCUAUAUCUAUAUAUCGACAAAAACUACUUUCAAGGGCCAAUUCCUUCCUACCUAGUAAACUAUCGGAGCUUGUUAGGCCUAGAUUUUUCUAGUAACAAUCUUAGUGGUCCGGUGAUAUUACCUAUGGCAGGGAGCCUAACGUACAUGAAUUUGUCUUGGAACCAUUUGAAUGGAGUCCUUCCGAUGGAAAUUGGGAACUUCAAACAUUUGGACAUGUUGGAUGUCUCCGGAAAUAUUCUAGAAGGUGAAAUCCCAAGCAGUCUAGGCAAUUGUGAUGGACUCACAGUACUAAGGUUGCAAGAUAACCUCUUCCAUGGGUCCAUUCCUCAACCACUCAGCUCAUUAAGAAGCGUUGAGGAAUUGGAUCUUUCCAACAACAAUUUCUAUGGACAAAUUCCAAAGUUCGUAGAGGCAUUGAAGUAUUUGGAAAAGCUGAAUUUAUUUUACAAUCAUUUGGAAGGCGCGCUACCAACUCAAGGAGUUUUCAAGAAUGUGAGUGCGACUUUUGUUGCUGGAAAUGAAAAGCUCUGUGGAGGAAUGCCUGAAUUUGAGCUCCCUAAGUGUGUGUCUCGGAACUCCAAAAGAAGAGGAGAAGCCCGUAAGUUGAAACUCACCGUCGCCAUCAUUUUUGGUCUUCUCGGAAUAACUCUCAUAGUCACUUUCCUAUAUCUAUGUUGGUUGAAGCAAAAAGGAAACGAGCCGGUUUCAAGCUCCUUAGAUGAUUCAUUGUUAAAUCUAUCUUAUGGAACUCUCCUAAAAGUGACAAAUGGUUUUUCUUUGACUAAUUUGAUUGGGUCAGGAAGUUUUGGGUUUGUCUACAAAGGGACACUCCAGGAGAAUGGAAAUGCCAUCGCGGUGAAGGUGCUUAACUUAACGCGGCAUGGCGCUCUCAAGAGCUUCAAAGCUGAGUGCGAGACUUUAAAGCAUAUAAAACAUCGAAAUCUUCUGAAAAUCUUGACGGUGUGCUCAAGCACUGAUUAUAAGGGUAAUUUGUUUAAGGCUUUAGUUUACGAGUUCAUGGUCAAUGGUAGUCUAGAAGAGUGGUUGCACCCAAAUCCAGCUUCAAAUGAUGUACAUGGGCACUUGAAGACAUUGAAUCUCAUCCAAAGGGUAAACAUUUCUAUUGAUGUGGCUUCUGCAUUAGAUUACCUCCACAAUCAAUGCGAAAGCCCAAUAAUUCAUUGUGAUCUAAAGCCGAGCAAUGUCCUUCUAGAUGCUGACAUGGUCGGGCAUGUUGGUGACUUUGGGUUGGCAAAGAUUGUCCUCGAAUCCACGUCUGACACUAGAGCAAAUCUGAGUUCUGCCGGUUUAAGAGGAACAGUUGGUUAUGCCGCUCCUGAAUAUGCCAAUGGAAGCCAGGUCUCAAGAAAAGGUGAUGUGUACAAUUACGGUGUUCUCUUAUUAGAGAUGUUCACGGGAUUAUGUCCCACUAGCGAAAUGUUCAGAGAUAAUUUGAAUCUUCAUAAUUAUGUUGCUGAGGCUUUACCCCAACGAGCUAUGGAGAUUACCGAUCCUGUGCUGCUUCACGAAAGAGGAGAGAGCCAUAACAGUAACGAAGGUUCGCGUCACGAAAGAAGCCACAUAUUUCAGGAAUGUUUGGAAACAGUAUAUCGUAUUGGACUAGCUUGCUCUAUGGAGGAGCCUAGAAGACGCAUGAGCUUUGACAAUGUCACAGCCCAGCUGCACUCGAUCAGGAAGAAACUUUUUGCAGCUUCUUUACUUGGAUAGAUGAGACCCGAAUAGAUGACAUCGUAAGUAACAAGUUCUUCAUUUCCUAUGGCGAAUCUCUCUAGUGCUACUUGCGAAUGAAAAAGGAAAGGACGGAUGCCUGACUUUCCUAAUUUUCUUGCGAACAUA
Rhodamnia argentea is the source of this 1899-nucleotide messenger RNA. Its product is annotated as probable LRR receptor-like serine/threonine-protein kinase At3g47570. Lineage: Eukaryota; Viridiplantae; Streptophyta; Magnoliopsida; Myrtales; Myrtaceae. The transcript is spliced from 2 exons. Gene Ontology annotation, molecular function: ATP binding; protein kinase activity; protein binding. The record is from RefSeq and is a predicted model, not a curated record. Gene Ontology annotation, biological process: protein phosphorylation. Bases 166 to 1770 code for a protein of 534 amino acids.